AUACAGGGGCGGAAGUUCCCGUUGCUAGGCCAGUGACCGGGACAGCGAGUUUACUUUGAGCCAAAGCUCCUAUAUCCGCUAUAGGACCUUUACUUUGAGCGAGGAGAGGGCGCCUGGAGAGCGGGGAGAGGAGCGCGUCCCGUCGCCUGGAUACCGGUAGCGGGCAGCGGCGCCGACCGGCCGUCAGACUGCCUGGACCGCGCUGCCGCCCCUGCAGCACUUCUGUUGCCACCCGGGAUCAUUUGCUCCAUCGUUUAGUUCCGAUGCUGCGGCCUUAAUUCGGUUUAUCCGGGAGCGCGCAGAGCGGUUGCCCAACACUCAGCUGCGGGAUGGAUGCGAGCAUCAGGCAGCUGCUGGCGGCGGCGGCGCUCUGCGACAGCGAUUUAAAUACAUUGAAGGAAGCUUACAAUUUAAUAAAACUAGCUACUGCGGAGAGAUCUGUAGCAGGUGGAAUGGAGAUUAUCAGCGCAGAUUUAUAUGUGCAGUGUGCAGAACUGGCUUUGCAGUUUAAACAGGAAGAUAUAAGCCAGCAUUGCCUGACCAUGUAUUUUGAGGGAGCAUGCCCUUUCAAUCAGUUUUUGGGCAGGGCAUGCCUUUGCCAAGCUCAACUUUAUGCUCCGAAAUCCACUGAGAACACGAAUGACUUAAAUAAAGCUGUACGGUACAUUCUUGAGACCAUAAAAAAUGCAAGAAAGGAAAGCAGAUACUAUUUUCUAAUUUACAAUGCAUCUGUCAUAUAUUGGUCGAUAAUAAGACAAUUUUUAAAACCAGGCUUCUUUACCUAUGUGAUCUCAAGCCUUUCUGAAGUAAUAAAAGCGUUGGAAGCUGCUGAAGAUUUGGAUUAUGAAUGGAGGGCUCAAUUAAUGAUAACACUAAUUCAAUGUUAUUUGGACGAUGGGAGAGUACAAGAUGCAAUACCCUUUUCAAAUUCUGCAGCAAGUUUUAUUCAAAUGAAAGUUCCACAUAUGUACCCAAAGUUAUUUUCUAUUCAGGUUUUACACUCCCUAGUGGAUUUUAAUAAAGUGAGUAAAGAAGUGAAAGAAUCCAUCUAUCUCAUGGCAAUUUUCAAGAUGCAGAGGAUAAAAUCUAAAUUGAAAGUUAAGGAUGUAUCACAAAACCUCGCAGUUCAGCUGAAUCAGGUAUAUCAACUCGUAAGAUCACGUGAAACGUCAGAAUCUCGUACCCAAACAUCUACUGCCCAGUCAACUGCCCAGUUGACCGAACAUGAAAGGUUAUCUUUAUUGUUGGAGUUGGCCCACUUUGCAUUAGAAGUAAAACAUUCCGAGAUUGCAGCAGAUUGUAUUAAUGACCUCAAAAUGCGUGAGCUAAAAGAUAAAGCAACAGCAAUGGAAAUUGAAUGCUUGGAAUCCGAACUUGAAAUACAAAGGCUGGGUAAAAAGGCAGAGAAAUGCACCAAGAGCUUUGUAGAGCAUUCCGUGAGAAUAAUUAAACGAUUAGAUCAAAUCCUGCAAAAUGCUGUACGUGAAGGAAAUGGAAGUCUAAUUGAAACCAUUUGUGUGACUCAGUGGAGCCUUUGUUUACCUCUGCUUGAAACUAAUUUGCGAAAGCUUGUGUACAAACCAUUGGUCAACCUUGCAACAACUCUUCACGAUCUUGACAGCUUAUUGAUUAAGCUGCGUUGCCAAGUUCAUAUGGAAAUAGCUCAAAUUGAAGAAGAUGAAAAUCGAAUAGAGGUUGCCAUGGAACAUCUUCAAAAGGCAUUUUAUCUAAACAACGCGGGACAAUACAAGAAUUACAUCAAACAAACAUUGCAUCGAUUGCAGCUGUACUCAUCAGUUUAUGCAAGUCCAAAACUCCCAGAGGAUCAAGCCAUUCUGUUUAUUGAACAGGUUAAAAGGUUCAAUGACUUGAAAUGUGACCAAAAUAAUCGAUCUUUGAUGAUUAAGGCUGGAGAGGCUCUCGCUCGUUCUUCUUUUCGGAAGGUUCUUGAUAGUGAAAAUGAGGCUAAAGUGUUUGUAGGCCAUGGUAACACAGGCUUAAUUGGUCUACUUGCUGCCAAAGUUCAAAAUUACAGGAACUGUAUGCAGCAGACCGAAGGACACCUGGAGAGACUUGCAGAAGUAAAUGAUAAAUUGAGGGUGGGACUCUGGACUGAUUUAGUCAAAGUUGCUCGUAAGCAAGAAGUUUGGGAUGUCUGCCGUGUUGCUUCUGAGUAUUGCCUAUUGUAUGAUGAUGGACGAUGGAAACCAGAAAAGUGCGACGAUGAAAUGUUAACUGGAAUGAGUGAAGCAUCGUUAUUUACUGUUGAGAGGAUCUCAUCAGCAAUGUUACACUCUACUCGCAAAGUAUUUUAUUCCUGUAUUGAUGUAAUUAGACUACUUGCUGACGUUUACUUCAUUAAAGGAGAGGCAACUAUUCAGUUAUUAAGAUCAGAGGGUGCAGAGUUCAACAAUGUGGCAGUUUUCCCAGAAGAAAAACUACAUUCUCAGGGAUUUGUAGCCAAAAACUUAGAGGAAUCUCCAGAAUGGAUUACUUACAGAAACUGGAUAGACUCUUUGUCUGCUGGUGCCACAGAGAACUUCUUGCGAGGUGCAGAGCUGGGUGUCCUAUUAAAUGAAGCAAUAAUAGUUUGCAAUGCAGCAAUCUAUAUCUGGAAUUAUAAUCAUCACCUGUUAGUUUCUGGGAGAUAUGCGGAACUUGUGAAACCAUUUCAGGCACUUCUUGCUGCAUUAAAGAUAACAGGGCAUUCUGGGGAAACUGUGCUUUUAGUAAUGCUGUGUAAUGGUCUAUGCCGUGGCUUGAUUCAACCUUGGAUACCCAAUCCAACUAACUUUGAGAAAAGUGAGUCUAGCAAGGGCUCUCCAUAUACUGCCAAGAAAAAGCCAUCAGCAAAAAAAAACGAAAAACUAAACAUCCCGCUCGUUUUGUCUGUGGAUUCUGAAGGUAUUCCUCACUUAUAUGAAGCUCUCCAGAUCUGUGAAUAUGCAAUGCAUAUCAUAAAUGGAAGUGAACCUUCUGAUGUUGUUCCUAUUGCUGUGAGACAUCAGAUUAUAAUCACAUGGGUCAAGAUAAAACAGCUUCUGCAACAACAAAUAGGACCAAGUCUGGGAAGUGAUGAUGAGAUAUCAUCAGAGAAAGAGUCAGAUACAGGAGAAGCCCAGGAAAGUAAUGACAGCCAGAGUUCAAUGGUACAGGUUCUUGUUGCUCUGGAGAUGUUUUCAUGCAAUCGCAACAGGCUGAUGAAAUUUACUGUUCCUAGUCUUCUUGAGUUGGAAAAUAAAAUAUCAAGUUGCAUCUGGACUGAUAAACUGCUGGAGUUGGAAGUUUGGACACGUUUGUUGCACCUUGCAUACCUGAAUAACGAUAACCCUCUGGUUAUGCAAUGUGCCCAAAAAGCGUUUGCAUUGGAAAAACUUGUUGCUAAAUCUCCUGGUUUUAAGAAGCAUGGAAAGCACAAUUAUACAGUUCAGAAUGAAUUGCUCAGUGUUGUUGCCUGUAUCCAAGGCCAGAGCUUGGUGAAGACUGGAGCUGGAAACAGCAAAAUGCGUCUUGCUGCAAUUAAAGCGUUUCAAAUGAGUGCAAGCUAUGGAGAAAAAGCUGGAAGUAUGAAUCUUGUAAUGAAUUCAGCAAAAUACUUUUGGAAUUCUUGCCUGCAUUUGAUACCAUCUGUUCGGGAAAGAAGAAUACUUGAAGAGCCACUUAAAGCUUUUCUGAAGGCAAUCCACAGUACAUACACCAAGAAUAAAAAGGAAGAAGAAAAAAAUGAAAAAAAUGAAACGAUUGAACGACAAAUAUUUAAACGGCAAAUACAUUAUACCAUCUCUGAGCAACUUUCAAAAGCUGGCAAUGAUCCUGAAGAAGAUCUCAAGUUAAGGGCAGCAAUGUAUGGACUUUUAUUCCACAUCAAUACAAAUAAAGGAGACUGGAAAGCCGGAUUAAAGGUGUUAGACAAUGCCAUCAGAGAAAUGCCAAAAACGAAGCAGCGAUUGCUUCUCUUCAAGCAUAGAAUUAUGGUAAAUACCAGGCUUGGUCAAAAUAUCCAGAUGGAUAUGCAGAAAUUAAAUGACGAAAGUGAAGAUCAAGUAUCUUAUAUGUGGCACCGUGUGGUAGUUUUCUCAAAAGAUACAGCAAAUAAGUUAGCUUGUUAUCAAAAUUCAAUUGGUGCAUUAAAGAAGCCCGAAAGUAACUGGCAGAAAAUCCAAGAAUUGAUUGAAUUUGGUGAAUGGUUGUAUUGCAGUGGAUUUUCCAUAACUGACGCACUCUGUCAGUUGGACUGGGCAGUGGAUAUUCUCCUGAGUAUGGAACUUUGGAUAAAUCCUAAGGAGGAUGAAGAAGAGCACUCAAGAAAGGAGAAUAUAUUAAAAAGUGAAGCCUUCAUUCCAGAAAAGCGUCAGCUACUGAUUGGUGCACAAAGUAUUGAUACUAAGCUGACCUUAGCAGACCUGCAGGACGUGAAACAACUGGAUACACUGGUUAUUGUACAAACAAUCAUGGCAACAAUUGCAGGCCACACAUCCACCCAUCACCACUAUUUAAUGGCAUAUGCAUAUGUUAUGUGCAUAUGGCGGGUAUCACUGGCAGCUGCAUGGUUAUUCAUCAAGGAGUCAACUGUUCCUCCUCCUUCAAAGACUGCUCGUCCAGAUACUGGAACUAAAUCAAAUAAAUCAAAAGGCAAGAAAGAGUCAACUACUGAUGGUCGAGAUAAAUCAAAAUCAAAUAUACCACCUGUUACUGUGCCGACUACUCUAGAGGAAUGGGCAAUGUAUGUAUGUCCCAGUGAAGUUAAAGAAGCCUUCAAAAAGGGUUCAAGUAAUUGCCUGAUCAACAAGAAUAAUAUCCUGAAACCUACCUACAGUUUAUUCUACAUGGAUUUAUUGGUGAAAGAGUUGCAAAGCCUAUCGUAUACACACCUGACAUUGCCCAUUCUUCAGCUUGAAGAAUUAAUUGCCAGUGAAAUACUGGAUAACAAGAGUCUCUCUGAUUUAUACCAUCUCAGGAUUGCCCAGAUAUGUUUAGAGUUGAAUUUGACUCAGGCUGCUCAGUACCAUGAAAAAAUACCAGGAUCAGUAUUCAUCUACGAUACAGAACGGGCUAAAUGCCGGGAAGCGAUUGCUCGAAUGAAGGAUCUACAAUUAGGGUCUUCACACGAAAGCCUGCUAACUUCACAUGGCAACGCAGCAGUGGCACAAACAGCCUCUAACAGUGAACUGACCAUGCAUAUGUCUUCACCUGUACUAACCAGAAAGAGAUUGAGUGGUGUUUCUGUUGUGGAUGUGUGGAUCAAUAAAGCAGAGGUACUACUGCAUCUUGGAUUUUACCAGCCUGCCAGAGCUCUGUUAUCGGAGGCCCACAAGGAUGCAAAGGAACUUGAAAAAGAAGAUUCUUUGGCGAAAAUCUUUUACCUUCUUGCAGUUCUAGCUAAUUAUGAAAGGAAUUUUGGUCAGGCUAAACUGCUGUUGGAAAAAGCUCAAAGCAUAGGAGGAAAUGAAUACUUCUGGUAUGAUGUUAUUACCUGUUUGGUAAAUGCAAUUCUUGGAGAGAAUCUCAAAGAUUCGAAGGAACAGGCUUGCAGGAUCUUACAACAGGGAAUUUCCAGAUUCAAGACUGCUUCAGAAGAAACACCAAAUCGAGCUUCAGUUAUUGAAUUUAUGAUAACUUCAAUGGAAGCCAGGUUGACUUCCAUUGAAAUAGAAUCAUUGAAAGCAUUGGGCAACACAAGAUUAAAGAAACCAGAGAUGAUAGAAAAGCUGGUUUCAACGUGUGCUAAAUUGGAGCACUAUUCAAACAUUAUGAUGACACAACAUGGAUACAGGGAGGAAUCAGUGGAUUUGAUGAAAGAACAUGUUGGUAUACUGACCCUCAUCGCUAAAUGCAGUGAAGAAAAUGAGAUAAAAUAUAGUUGGCUGCUGGAUGCAUAUGCACUAAUACAAAAGGCCAUCUUGAUUGAGGAGGAUGCACUCUGUGACUUGAUGAGCUUGUUACCCCUCAGAACGAUGACAGGUUUAACUUUGCCUCUAAUGAGGAAGCUGACCUCCCUCAAGUUAAUUUUUGUACAAUUAAUGUUGGACAUGAUUGAAAUGGUAACUUUAAAUGACAAAAUAGAAGCAGAAGCAGCAAAAGGAAAAGGACUGCUACAACUAAUUGUAGAGGAGUUUGUUAGUUCCACACCUGAUUACACACCAAUUGAAAAGGAAUGGGUGACCAUUGCUAGGUCAUUAGGACAAAAAGCUUUUUCUCAGCUACACAGUGCACAUAGCCUUUGCAGUGGCUCUGAAGAACUUAGAGCCAAAUGUCUGUAUUUGACUGGAAAAUGUCUCCGUUUGUUGGCUGUUCAAAAAGAUCCUAUUAAUCCAGGCUUUGUCUGGGUUCAAGAAACGCUGGGCAAUAAAAAUGGGCAGUCAAAGGAAGUAAAAUCCAGAGAAGGAAAUGAAAAAGCUGUAUCAAACUAUGACCAGACAGAUUUGCAACUCACAACUCGGGGUGAGAAUGAACACAUCGAAUCAGAAAAUGAGCAUGUGGGUGCGCAGCUUUCAGCCCAGCAGCUAGCUAAAUGUGUUGCAAUUGCUACACAAAUUAAGAAAGAACGAACCUCAGCACAGGUGUAUCUUGCUCAUGCCAGUGAGGUUUUGUUGCAGUCAAUGAACCAGGCAUUACACAGCAAUCUUAAAGACAUCCUUGCAGAAGCUAGCUUUAACAUGGUUCAAUGUUUUGGACAAUUUGACCCAGUUUCAGCAGGUCAAUAUUUAGCAUUACACCAGAGUUGCAGAACAUCAAUUAUGCUAAAAGGUGCAUUGAUAAAGACUGGAUAUGAUACCAGCAGUUCCCAGCUUAUAGCAUUACUGCAUCUUCAACAAAAACUGGAGAAGGAUGGAACCAUGAAAAAUAUGCUCAGGACAGUUAAUACAAGACUUAGCACACAUUUUAAGGCAUGGAAAAAUAUUAUCAUUCAACCACAACAUCUCAGUUUUCUGAGUGAAUUUCCUUCUAACUUUAACAUAAUUGUUCUUCAACAUUAUGAAGACGGAUCUAUGCUAUAUGCAGCACUUCUUGAGAAACCGAAACAAAAAGCCAAUGUUGAAAGAAAAGGAAAAGGAAAUCAAAGUCCAGGUCCAACGCAGGCCAAAAUUGUUCGUGGUCCUGUAAAUCCACAAUUACUUUCAAGUUUAAUUGCAAAAAUCUCCAAUUAUAAGAAUAGCCUGGCUCAAAAUCUUUUAAAACAUGAAUACCAAUGUGAUCGCAUAAUGCAGAGGAUGGAGCUAUCUCAGCAAUUACAUGAAAAAGAAGUUGCUGAAAAGAGGACAACAUUAACAGCAAAAUAUAAAAACGAGCUUGAUGAAGACUUUACUGGCAUUAUCGAGUCUAUGGAAGAGUACUUGAAUCCUGUUUUGUCACAGUUUGACUUCACAUUUGCUCCACCGCCGACUCCCCUGGCAGCAGGAAUGGAAUCAGGGAAAUCAAAGCGCAAAAAGAAAGAGGAAAAACCAGGGGGUGAAAAAUCAACUUCAGGUCAAUCUCACGAUUUAGGAGAAUUUGUAAUCUUUUUGGCUGAUGAUCUAUUGAUGAAACUACCUUUGGAGGCACUGAAAGUCUUGCAGAAUGAUGUAAUCACCUCAGUUUCAAGAGACUUCUCAUUGCAAUUGCUGUACAAUCGCCAACAUAGAGAUGAACCAGAAACUGCAACAAGUGCAAAGAGUCCGAAAGGAACGACGAGCCAAAAAAAAAAUAUUAAAAUGCCACCAGUUGAUCAAAUGUUACCACCUAAUUUUUUUCCAGUGAAUACUCACAACUUCAGAUAUAUUGUCGAUCCUUAUGAUGACAACUGUGUCUUAGGGUCCUGUCCUGUGAAGAUAAUGACAGAAAUACUAGAAAUAUACAAUGCACGUUUCACAGGACACUGGAGUGGGGUUUUGGGAAAUAAGCAUGUCCCCAGUCAUGCAAAAUGGGAAGAGUUGUUGAAAAGUUGCAGUGCAUUCAUCUUUUACGGAAAGGAACAUUUUCUAGCAAAUCUAUUGGCAUCAAAACUUGUUUCCAUGAAUUUUUCAGAAUGUCAGCUUGUGAUUCUUCUCGAUCUGGUCCAAAGUAGUGAGAGCUUCCGACGGCAGUCAAUACUGGACAGGCCUAAAAGUGCCUUGCAGUUGUCAACAGAGGGACAAAUGGAUACGGUGAUACUUCUGAGCCUGACUGGAGUUCGUUCCAUAAUGCUUAAUCAGUGGCCUAGUACACUUCAAGAAAAUGCUCUGAAGUUUAAGAAAUUAUCCAAAAAUUUGUUGGAAUUUGGCAAAUCAACUGGUCAAGUAAUCCUUGAAAUCGCCAAAUCUGGAAGAAGCAAUGCUUCUAAAAGUGAUACUGAAAUUUCUGUUGAUCCAAGCAUUAAAGGUUCUGCAUCUAAACAUUUUAAAGAUGAGGCAAGAAAGCAUUACCAAGAAGAACGUAUGACUCAGGAAAGUGCUUUUAAUUUCAUACUUUAUGGACUGCCAAAUCUUAUUGUCACCUGAGUCAUUGUAAACCAAAUAUAAAUUGUUUACAUAUAUGUUACUGUAAAUCUUUGGGAAUUAAUUGUUAGAAAUCCAGAAUCUAAAUAAUUAUUGUUUUUCAUUUAAAAAAUAUUUUGAGUAGAUUAAUAGUUUUAAUUAAACAUUUUUUUAAAUACUGUUAUGUGAUUGGAAUGUUCAUAUUCAAUCACUAAUUGAUUUCACAUUUUGAUUAUUUCAACUGUUUUGGCAAAUUUUGGGCUAAAUUUUCUGGUAAAUGAAACGUUUAAAACCCUUUUCUUCAGCAGUUUGAAGCAAUAGUAACAAUGCUGGCAGGAAUCUUGUAAUGAUAACCAUAUUGAUAUUCCUUGUUUGUCAUCCAGAUUAUUGUGAUUAAAAAAGGAUAUGAGGAUUACUAAAAUGUGUACGCCUUGUAGUUUUCUUUCCAAAGCCAGUGAACUAUAUGCAUUUACCCUUCCGCCCAACUUGUCUACAAUGGCCAACGUC
This is a messenger RNA of Leucoraja erinaceus (little skate), 8939 nucleotides long. Its product is annotated as cilia- and flagella-associated protein 46. Gene Ontology annotation, molecular function: protein binding. The transcript is spliced from 60 exons. The record is from RefSeq and is a predicted model, not a curated record. The coding region runs from base 330 to 8456 and encodes 2708 amino acids. Gene Ontology annotation, biological process: cilium movement involved in cell motility; axoneme assembly. Lineage: Eukaryota; Metazoa; Chordata; Chondrichthyes; Rajiformes; Rajidae.